Messenger RNA from Macrosteles quadrilineatus (aster leafhopper), 7404 nucleotides. Its product is annotated as carbohydrate sulfotransferase 7-like. Lineage: Eukaryota; Metazoa; Arthropoda; Insecta; Hemiptera; Cicadellidae. Bases 129 to 1394 code for a protein of 421 amino acids. The transcript is spliced from 9 exons. Gene Ontology annotation, molecular function: N-acetylglucosamine 6-O-sulfotransferase activity. Gene Ontology annotation, biological process: sulfur compound metabolic process; N-acetylglucosamine metabolic process. The record is from RefSeq and is a predicted model, not a curated record.
AGUCAAAAUCAAUGCCAAUCAUUUUUCCAUGUCAAUACAGAGGUGAAAGAAAAGUGGUUUUGUUUGUUUCUUAUUUCUCCUGUUAUUAUUUGCUGUAAAUUAUGUGGAUGUCGUGACAAAAGUAAAUUAUGCCAGAGCUGGAUCCUCUUCGCCUUUGUUCCGCUGCGCUCCAUCACAAAUGGCGUGCAGACAGCCUAGGGCGGAGGUUCAGCCUCAGCAUGUUUUUGGUGUUUGCCCUCUGCCUUGUUACCCUCAUCUUCACUCAACGCCUCGCUUCAUCUUCCAACAUUAAUCUCACCAUCGGUCGGACAAUACAGAGCUGGUCGACCAAUGAGGUGGAGUUGUCAAACAUUACGGUGGAGAUUGAGGAGGCGCUGGAGGACCAACGAGCUCUAGUCGCCCAGGAGAUGAAGGGAUACACGUACCCGGCUGGGAAAUACAACAUAUCAGCCAGGUCACUGAAGGACUUGGUACCGGAGCUGGGAGGUCAGCCUCUUCGUAGCCUAGUAUUGACAACCUGGAGAUCUGGAUCUACUUUCCUUGGAGAUGUGUUGAAUUCUCACCCGGCUAACUUCUAUCACUACGAGCCUCUCUUAGACUAUGAGAUUGUCCAAAUCCGAGGACCCCCGACUUCUGUUGACGCAAUGGGAAGACUUGAAAAUCUUCUGCGCUGCAACUACUCAAACCUUGCAGACAACUACUUGGAGUAUGGACAGGAUCACACUUGGCUGUUCACUCACAAUGUAAGGCUGUGGGAUCAGUGUCAGCUACAUCCCCAUCUCUGCUGGCUGCCACAGUUUCUUUCCCCCUUCUGCUCUCUAUUCCCCUUCCAGUCUCUGAAGACAGUCAGGUUGAGGCUGAAGCUAAUCGAACAGUUUUUGUCCGAUCCUACACUGAAUGUCAGAGUGCUGCUGUUAGUGAGGGACCCACGAGGGACGAUGCAGUCUCGCAGACACAGAGAAUGGUGUCCUGGCCAACCUGACUGUUGGGAUCCUGCCAAGCUGUGUGCAGAUCUUACAGCCGACUAUACUACAGCACUCCACCUCGCUGACAAGUACCCAAAUACCUUUAGGGCUAUGAGGUAUGAAGACUUGUCGCUGGAUCCGUACACCGGGGUGCAACAGCUAUUCCAGUUCUUUGGUCUGGACUUCCACCCUCAAGUAAAGGCUUUCCUGGACACCCACACCAAGACCAAUGCUGGGGGAGUAUCCAGCACAUUCCGUAACUCCAAGGCCGCACCCUUCCACUGGCGCCAGGACCUCACGUUCAAGGAGGUGCGCUCAAUACAGCGAGUUUGCCGCCCAGCUAUGGCAGCCUGGGGUUACUUGCCUGCGCACAACGCAUCUCACCAAAAUGACUUGGACCCCAUCACGAAACACUUCUCUCUCGAAUAACACUCCACAGUCUGCCCUUGCUACACAGAUACACAACGUUCAAACACCUGCACGACAGAUGAAAAAUGGUUCAUACUGUUGCUGUUGUAUAAUGAAGAUGGAAUGAAUUGGUAAAGUCACCGAAUGGUGAGCUGGCAGCUUAAAAUCGGUUUAGUUAUUUAAAUUCUUAACUCUUGUUUGCAUUUACAUAUCUGUGUCAGAGAUUUCACAGUUGAGAUAUUAAUUUCUUUUCUCAAUAUCAGAUGGCAGAGCUGUAUUUGAUAUACACUCAACACUCGUUAAAAGAUUGAAUUCUAUACAAAUGAGCAUUUUGAGAUUGAAACACAGAAUAUUAUUAAUAAAGAAUAAUUAAUUGCAUGAUAUACUUUUAGUUAAGAAUGUAGAUUGUUUAUGAGUUGUAGAAAGUUAAGAGAUUUAUAAUUUUAUUAUCUGUACUCAGAACUGUGAUAGUUAAGUUGUUUUUAGAAUAGUUUAUUUCAUUCAAUGUUAUUGUAGAUUUGAGAGUAAAUGAUCAACUUAAUAAAUUCAGAUAUUAAUCUCAAAGCUGAUAAGUAAAUUUAUCUUGGAUAUUAAUUUGUAGAUCUCUUGAUAUAACAAUAUUUUUUUUAUCAACACUUUAAAUCAGUACUUAUAACUUGUAUGCUUGAGGAACUGGAAGAGCUGAUAUUAUUUUAAUCCCUAAAUAAGGUGGUGUCGUUGAACAUGUAUGGAAACUUUAUUUCGUCAUAAUUUUUUUCAUCGCAAAAAUGUAGCAAGGCGCAUUUGAAGUGUUCAACAUUUAGGAGGGAAAUCACGCUUUUGCCUAAGUGCAAUAUACCGGGAUGUGUUACUUAGUCCAAAUUUUAACAAAUAUUUCAACUGUUUAUUACAUGUUAUUUUGUAUAUUUGUAUUUAGUUUUUGUACAUUAUAUUUUAUUUUUAUACAUUAGCCGCAAGCGGAGUACAAUUUACUAUUUGAGUCAUCCGAUGCCAUGUUACUCUAAGUAGUUUUUCGGUUUGUGAUCUAUUUUUAAUGCUUGUCUUAUUUAUUGAAAUUAUAUUUCUAGUCCUUGUUUUGACUAUUGUUAAGGUUAGAGUUGUAAAUGUUUGUUAGUUGUAAGUAUGAGUGUUACAGUUGGAAGAUAAUACAAAGCCUUAGCAAGAAACUCACUUGAUUGUUGACACGAGGCACUAUUUGUUGAUUGUUGUUGAUGAAAUCAAAGCUUUAAGUCACAGUGAUGUUCUGCUGCCUUAUACUAAACAUUUGUUAUGUAAAUAUAAAACAACUGUUGCGAUCACAACUACCUUUCGACAAAUACUACCCUUCUUAAAUACUCUUGGUGCAUUUACAAAUUUUCAUUUCCUUUAUGUAAUUCUGUCAAUCUAGUAAAUUUAUUUUGUAAUUUUUUAUUUAAGCUAACAUUAUUAUAGUUAGUUUUUUAAAAGAGAAAUGUGAGUUAAUUUUGCACUUGUUAUUUUGAGUAUUUCAAUAAUGUUAUCGUGUCAGAUGUUAUUGUACAACUUCCACAGUUAAUUUUUCAAGUAUUCUUAUUCCUUUACUGUGUUGUAUUUUAAACUUUCCAUCAUUUUUCAAUUAGACACAUUUUAUAAUCAUAUUUAUCUGUUCAUACAUACUCUCAACAUAAAUUUUACUUGUACAUUAACAUUUUAUUAUUUCUUACUUUAAUACUCUGCCUCUUCCAUGCAACAUAGCCUAUAAGGUUUAAAUCUAUCAAUUGACUUUUUCCUAUGAUGUAAUAGAUUUUUUGUUAGAAUUUCUAUAGGCGUUUAGAGAUUUUAUACAUUACUGUAAAGAUAAAGUGACAUUAUGCUAAGUAAGGUCUAAAGUUUGUUGAUGCUACACUAUUAUCUGCUGUCAUUCCUUGUAACUAGGUUAUGGUAACUUAGUAUUAGAGGUAGUAUAACAAGUAACAACUAACGAGAGCAAUAAUAUGGAAGAGCUUGUAUUUCUAAAUAGUUUUAGUGGCACUCCCUGUAGUCAAUUUAAGCGAUCAGAAAUAGAAAGCGACCAAAAUCACUGUUUGCUUCGUCUCAUCUUUAUAUGACUUAGUCGAGUUGAGAACUCUUUAAGCGUUAGCUUCAGUAUUUUAGAUUAAUUUGUACUAUUCACUAUUCAGUAUGCAUUUGUUUUUGCAUGGAGGAUUAACAUACUACAGAAGAGAGGUGAUUUGAGGGAUGUAUUCAUUUUAUUGUCAUAGUUCCUUCUUUUGCUGUUAGGGCUGCUACUGUUGUGGCGCUAGUGAUGAUUAUAUAAAUAAAUUUUGACACUGAAAUAAAUUCAUGCUAUUUUAUACACGCUAUGUUAAAUAAUAUUCAUCCUGUCACUCAAGGUUACAGCAUUUAUGGAUCUCAAAAGUUUUUCAAUCUGUUAGUCACAUGAUUCUGUUGUCUGCAACUUUGUUGUAUGUUCAUUCUCAAUGGUUAACAAUACUGUUUGUGGUUUAUUCACCAUUGUUUUAAAGAUUGAAGAGGAGCUUGGAACACGGUUUGAUCCUGAAAAUGAGAAUAAAAAACACAUUUUUACAUCUAUCCUACCCUACGGGUUACUGGUACAUAAGGUGUUUUGAAGAUUAUAUUGCCGAAGUAAGCAUUGCGUUCUUGCUCCUCUUCGUCAUAAUUUAUCCAUGCAACUAACAGUGGCUUGUAUCUAAAGCAAUAAUUAGAAUAAGUCUGUAAAUGUCGACUGAUACCAGGCCUUAAAACAUUGUAGAAGCUGAACUUUUGUAUUUUGACACAGGUAUACCUUGGUUCAAUUUCCAAAAUCAAAAUUAUUUUGAAAAUUCCUCAAUCCCCCCACUAAUUGAAAAGUCAGUAAAGACAUUACUUUGAACUUCUUUGCCCUAGCCUCUAUGCUAAAUUUCAGCUUGGUUCCUAAACCUACAGGUUCGGAAUACCUUAUACUGUAAUUUUCUGUGUCUAAAAGUUGUAAGAAAACAAUAUAUUGAUUGUAAAUAAUCAAUCCUGGAGGCAAUGAUGAAUAAAUUGUAAAAAAACUGGGGCUUUAAAACAGUAACAUUGAGGCUUAAAAUGUGUCUUUAUUGUUUCAUUUUAGGCAAACUUAAAUCAAUGAGUACAAACCCUUUAAGAAGCACAAUGCCUUUGUAAAAAUUCAGUCUGGAAAUAUUUGAAUUUUUGAUGGUUACCGCGGCGACCGAUAGGUAGACUAUCGCAAGCGCACGGUCAAGUCAGCUGACUGAGUGAGACAAAGAAUUAAAGGCUUAGAGAGAGAGAUAGAUAGAGAAGCGGAAGCGAUUGUAGCGGCUGCCGUGCGAAGCUCAUUUCGGCGGCAAGAUUCUAAUAGUACUGCUGAAAACUAGUCAGCAGUCUGACUAUUCUCCAUAAGCAUUUCGCUUCUUAAAGGGUUGGUAUUCAUUGCUUUCAGUAAAAGUGUGUUUUAAAUCUGUGUCAAAAUAUAUGUAAAUACAAUUUAGGAUCAUAUCAUACUUUUUACUCCAUUAUUUAAUUGUUAUGCCGAAAAUUUUGAAUGUGGUGCAUUGUAUGACAACAUUACUGGUAUGCCACCAUUGUAUGAUAAUUGAGAAUUAUAACACAAAAUAGCAUAGGCCUUAGAGCAUAUCAUAGAACAUAUCGUCCAGUCUUGUAUACAAACUACGAACAAAUGUAUUAAAUGUUGCAUAGUAUUUAAUUUGUAUUAUAUUAGAAAACAUACUUUUUAUCUAUGUAAGUUUCAUGUUUUGUCACAUCAGUAACCAACAACAAUAAUUGAUCAUUCGUAUGAAUUGAGCAGAGGGUAACAAGAAUUAAAAGUGGCUUUGAUUUGGUAAACUUGAGGCGUAAUUUCACAUUCUAAAUUGCUAAUAAUGAAGAAUAGUGUCGGCCAAUUGAUAUGUACGCAUGAGAACAAUGUUUAUUUCCACGCGUUCACUCCAAAAAUUAUAUGCUACCUAUCUAUUUUCAUUUAUUUGUCAACUUUUUACACAGUGACUUGAGAUACAAAAUAUUACUUGGAAAAAUCUGUUGAAAAUAGCUUUGGAGGAUCAGUAUUUAAAUUUUUCGGAUUGUGUGACGAGAAUAAAACUUUUUCAACUGCAAGAACUACCUGAACCGAAAGACUAAAAAGUUUAUAGUUUCUUAAGGAAAGAUUGUCUGAUUGCUAAGUAACACCAAUAAAUAAAAAAUACAGUUUUUAACAGCUGAGGAAGCCACUUUAAUUUUUCCCUGUUGUAUUACAAAAGUGUCUCUUAAAAAUGGGAAAGGUUUUCAAAUUUAAUUUUAAACCUAAUAUAUUAAUUAAUUUUAAGUGCGGGGGAAUUGAAUUUUAAAGAUUUCUUUAUUUAGUUAGGUAUGAAUAUACUUAUCAAUACCUCUCUUACUAUUUGAUACUACAAAUGUAUUUAUAUAAAAUUAUAUAUUUAGGCCCAUACAUUUUUCAUUAUAUGUUUUUCACCAUCAAACUAUUACUUAUUUAAAUUACCACAACACUUCAAAAGUUACUGUGGAUCGUUACAACCUCUUUAACAAUUACAUUACUACAUUUAAUAUAAGUGACUUGUCAUUAAGAAUUACAAUUGUACUUGUAACCUCAUAUUGUUGCUAAUGGCCUUUAUAAAGGGUGCACAAAUUUAAGGGAUAAUACUAGCAGCUUUGUACAUACAUUUGUAGCAUAUUAUUAAUAAAUAAUUUAGUAUUUUGUAGAACAUCAUGAAAAAGAAUUGCUUUAACAAACAGUUUAAUGCUUUUGAAUUGCAUAUUGUAAACCCUUUUUCUGAUUCCUGUGAUGGUAUCUGUGGUGGUUCUGAUUCCUGGCUUAUUUGACUUAAGGGUGGGGGCUAGUUUCUUUGCUAAAGUUAAAACAGAACUAUCUAUUUUAUUCUGUUAGUUCCUUAAAAUUGAUUUGAACUUUGUAUUCGUAGGCCUAUGUUGCUGAUAAAAAAAUGUCGUUGCUUUGAUUUAUCAGCUUUACCACAGUUUGAAAAGAGGCUAUAAAUUUAUUUGAGUUUGAUUAGGGAUAUAAAUGAUUUAGGUAAAUUACUUCCAAAUAUAAACAAUAAAUUAAGUCUUAUUUUUUGGUUAUGGCACAGAGAAGUAAAAAAACAGAGGAUAUAUUCAAUGGUACGCUUAAUUGGUGUCCAGCACCGGUCGCUGGUGUCUAGAGUAAAUUCUACUUGUCAUCCCCUUCCACUCUUCUUUCUCCCCUCAAAUUGUGCUCACGCUGUAGAAAGAGACUGUGCGAUACAACUGCUGUAGAAAUAUGCUAUGUGGCCAUCGCUGUUCGGGAUCUUCCUUGCUUGAUCUUGAUACUAGUAUAUUUCCUCCCUAACAUACCAGAGCUGGGGAGCGAGCCGGUCUAGUGGUUAGAGCGCGGGACUUCAGUUCCUGAAGUCCCGGGUUCAAAUCCCGCCAAAUCACCAGUGGAUUUGAUCUAAGUGAUAUUGCCGCAACCCCUAGGUUUAGCCUGAAGUAAUGUGAAAACAAUUCUGGGCUCUUGCUUAGCGUCCUAGGACAAAAAAAAAUAUACCAGAGCUAAAAACGCACGGUUGUCCCAUAAGCUUGUAUCCCCUGUAUCUUUCUUCUCUGUCGUUAUGGUCAGUUUAAGACUUGUUGUAUUGAAGGGAUCAAGUUUAAUAAAUAUGGAAAAAUCAGAGAAAGGGUGGUAAAAUGCAGAUACUUUUGCUUAUCAUUCCUGGGCAACCACUGCCAUAGGUAGAAGUCAGUGCCUUUACCAUAGACUAGGCCUAACUUAUUGCCUCGGACAGCUUAGCCUAAUAAGUAUUUUAUAGCUCAACCACUCACACCAAUUUUUCAUCUAUGAAUACCCAUGUUGAUUCCUACCGCAACAAAUUGUUACUCGAGUACUCUCCGAGACCACACCAUUCCGUGGCCUAACAGGAUUAUGUGUAUUCACUAUGAUCGUUCUGAGGAUACAGGUUUUGGUGUGAGUUUCAAGAUGAUCUGAAAAUUGAUAUUUUGAUACAAAAACAAUCCUGUUUGCACUAAUUUUUAAAUAGUCUUUACGACCCUGUAAGUGAUACUCAAUAAAAUUUUCUGA